Messenger RNA from Dromiciops gliroides (monito del monte), 640 nucleotides. RefSeq names its product ubiquitin-conjugating enzyme E2 D3-like. Gene Ontology annotation, molecular function: ubiquitin conjugating enzyme activity. The coding region runs from base 138 to 581 and encodes 147 amino acids. Gene Ontology annotation, biological process: protein K11-linked ubiquitination; ubiquitin-dependent protein catabolic process. The record is from RefSeq and is a predicted model, not a curated record. Gene Ontology annotation, cellular component: nucleus. Lineage: Eukaryota; Metazoa; Chordata; Mammalia; Microbiotheria; Microbiotheriidae. The transcript has a single exon.
UGUGUCGGGCGGAGCCGGUGUGACAAGAGAGAUCCCCUCCCCCAACCCCUCCCCGCCGCCCGGGAUAAUCAGAGUUUUUGGCCAGACCCUUCUGCCCACCGAGAGCGUGCGGAGUCAGGCGGAAAGAAGCACACACCAUGGCGCUGAAACGGAUUAAUAAGGAACUUAGUGAUUUGGCCCGUGACCCUCCAGCACAGUGUUCUGCAGGUCCUGUUGGGGAUGAUAGGUUUCAUUGGCAAGCCACAAUUAUGGGACCUAAUGACAGCCCAUAUCAAGGCGGUGUAUUCUUUUUGACAAUUCAUUUCCCUACAGACUACCCCUUCAAACCACCUAAGGUUGCAUUUACAACAAGAAUUUAUCAUCCAAACAUUAACAGUAAUGGCAGCAUUUGUCUCGAUAUUCUAAGAUCAGAGUGGUCUCCUGCUUUAACUAUUUCUAAAGUUCUUUUAUCCAUUUGUUCACUGCUAUGUGAUCCAAACCCAGAUGACCCCUUAGUGCCAGAGAUUGCACGGAUCUAUAAAACAGACAGAGACAAGUACAACAGAAUAUCUCGAGAAUGGACUCAGAAGUAUGCCAUGUGAUGCUACCUUAAAGUCAGAAUAACCUGCAUUAUAGCUGGAAUAAACUUUAAAUUACUGUU